This is a messenger RNA of Hermetia illucens (black soldier fly), 1794 nucleotides long. RefSeq names its product rabenosyn-5 (gene Rbsn-5). NCBI's taxonomy places the organism in Eukaryota, Metazoa, Arthropoda, Insecta, Diptera, Stratiomyidae. The coding region runs from base 155 to 1573 and encodes 472 amino acids. The transcript is spliced from 5 exons. Gene Ontology annotation, molecular function: metal ion binding. The record is from RefSeq and is a predicted model, not a curated record.
AGUAGCACAAUUUUGUCCGAUAGCCGCAACACACUGAACAGCAAAGAAGAAGAUACAGCAAGAAUUGAUAAAUGAAUUUGACAUUUCCAAGAGCUCUUGCUGAUGGGGGUGUUCCAGUUUCCUCGUUGCAUAGAUUUUACACAAAAUAAGUGAAAUGGCAAACCCCUUCGAUAGUGAUGAUAGUCAAAUACUUGAAGGCUUUCUCUGUCCACUUUGUCGAGAGGACUUGAAAACGCCUGAAAAGUUGACGAUUCAUGUCGAAAAAGUGCAUGCCGAAGAACAGGAUGUAGUGAAAUCACUGAAAGAUAUUUUCAGCAUAGCAAAAAAGAAAAUCAAGUUGAAUUUCGACGAAACGGUGGAUUUGGCGAAAGCGUUUGAUACUACUCUGAAACCCAACUAUUCAGGAGGACAAAUUGAUGUGAUUACGGACGGCGAACAAACUGUCGGUGUCGACUGCGAUCACUUUUCCUACUUGAAUGCAAUUCGGACACCUCGUUUAGAGAGAUAUGCCAGUGAGACGAAUAAGCUAAUCAUUAGAAUAGACAAACUACUCAAAGAAAGACCAACUGACCCGGUUCAACGAAAGCUUCAUGACCAAAAGACUGUACCAUGGCUGGAUGGCUCAUCCGUUAAAUUAUGUCCCAAUUGCGCGAAAUCUUUUAAUUUCACUAGACGACAACAUCAUUGCAGGCUGUGCGGAACGAUAAUGUGCAAAGACUGCUCCUUAUUUCUAAAAUACGAGUUUGCAUUACAGCUAGCGAAUUUAGCCCAAACGACGGAAGACAUUAGCAAAGCAUCCGAAGAAGGUAAACAAAAAGAUGAAGGCAUUCGAGUAUGUGAUCAUUGCUUGCGCCUACUAGAAACUCGGAAGGAAAUGCAAGAUAGUCGCACAUGUCGACCUCCUAUCACUCUUUACUACGAUCGAAUAAAAGAAAUAGAGAAGGAAAUCGCUCCGGACAUUCCAAUGUAUUCAAAGAUCAUUAAAAGUCUCUACGACGGCGACACUAUCUUUACGCUGGCCGAUGCUAGUGCGCUGCGCGGGAAAAUAGGGCACGCUGCUGAGAAGAUUGAUAGCCUGAGCAAAGCUAUAUUGAGUCUUCCAUGUCCUCAAGGCAGCCGUGAGGAAGCUUUGAAAAAAGCUGUCCGCUUAGCUUGUAUUAAAAUGAUUAAGGAAGAAAUGUUAUCGAUUCCUUCGUUACCGGAUGAACAAGAGAUUAAGAAAAUUCGUGAUAGACGACGAAUGGAGACGGAGCAACGCAUCGAACGAGAGCGAAGGUUGGCUUUGGAGGCUCAUGAGCGGUACGGUCUAGGUGCAACGAAUAGUACGACUAUGAGUAAUGCAGAAAAUGCCGCAUUCGGGUCGGCCAUGACCACCUUGGAUAAUUGGAGUGCCUAUCAGAGCAGUACGGCAACGUCCAGUGACCCGUUAGUCGAACAAAUCAACAUUAUUAAAGGCUACAUCAAGCAAGCACGCCAGGAUCUUCGGUUUGAAGAGGUGGCUACGCUAGAGAUGAAUUUACGCGAGCUGCAGGGAGAAUUUUACAGGCGACAUCAGGAAACCAAGCAAGCUUAAGGUUCAGAAGUUAAUGCAAACGUCUUUUCAUAAUAGAUAAAAUCACUCACUGUAAAUCUUUAUUUAAAAAGUGUGAAACUGCAUUUGACAUAUUACAAAUGUGUAUUACAUCGAUAAGGUGCUUUUCGCUACGCUACAUUAUAAAUAAAUGUUUUACUCUUAUAGAAAAAAUAUAGAACAUUUGUGAUAAGCGAGAAUAAACGAAAACUAGGAAAACGUUA